Dufourea novaeangliae is the source of this 1005-nucleotide messenger RNA. RefSeq lists its product as uncharacterized. The transcript is spliced from 2 exons. Bases 60 to 644 code for a protein of 194 amino acids. The record is from RefSeq and is a predicted model, not a curated record. Lineage: Eukaryota; Metazoa; Arthropoda; Insecta; Hymenoptera; Halictidae.
AAAGAAGACAAAGAUCGUAAUCAGUUCGUGUGUACAGAAAAUUAAAAAAAUCCGAAAUCAUGAGACCGGAUUCACGGAGUGUCUCGUUUACGUUUCACCGGGAAGUUCUGAAUGUCAAAAAUUCACCGGAGAUCACGAAAAACUCGAAGAAUUUGAGGCGUCGUCUUCAGGACCGCUUCGAAAAGGAUAAAUCCAAUGAUUCUUACAAGGAGAAAACGCCAAAAGACAAGCAGCCAAACGAUCGAAGUUGGAACAAUAUAACGCUCGGAAAUAUGUCGGCAGACUCUAGACGGGCUUUGCGGAGCGGAGCCGAAAAAUUAUCCAAAACCAUAUCUUCCGUACGCACAACCUUUGGAACCAUUUCACAGAAAUUCAAAAGUUCAACACGCAGACGUCAAAGAUUAGAGGAGCAGCAAUCACCAAACAGCAUGUCCAAAAUGCAGACUCCUCAGACACGUUCUCGUCAGCUUCUGGGGCGAACACCAACAAAACUUUAUAGCCCUUUUGGCAUUGAGUCUCCCAGACAUGCAUGGGACAAGGAAAAUAGCGAAACACCCAUACAUACUCCACAAGGAGUAAACACACGUUACAUACAAUGCAGGCCAUUUCGUUUUACAAGGAAAGGGUUUUCCAUGCUGAGAUAAAAUUUUCUUUGAAUUCUUUUCUAUUUUAUUAAGGUUUCUAUAAUGAUCUCUUACUUCCUAGCAACACAUUCAGGAUUUGUGUGCCUUGUGCAACUCAUACUUGAAUUAUUUAUUUGAUUUUCAUCGAGGUAGUAAUCUGCACCCAACAGUUAUCAUAAUGUACUAUCUAUGAUAUCAGACUGCUUUACAUGUACAUGCAAUGUAUUAUGUAUUUAUACCUUUUUAUACAUAUUUAUAUUAAUAAUUAUUACGAACGCAAUAUCAAAUAAAAAUGCAGGACAAGGAUAUUGAUGGAUGAAUGCAGGAGUUUUAAUUUAAAACAUUGAUCUCUAGGAGCGACUAGAAAUCAAAGUUGCUUUGA